UGUUCCAACCAUAAAUUAAAUUGAAAUGUUUGUCAGUUUUUUAUUUUUUAAAUUAUUAAAAUAACUAAGUUUUAUAUUUCGACUUAAUUAAAUAUGCAAUUACUUAGCUAAUAGUAUAUAUAAUAAAUUGUUUCUACAGGUUCAAAAUGAAAAAUGAAUAUUUAGAAAUAUUUAAUUACGACAAUGCUAUUUGUGUUAGCAUCAGUGGCUUGUUACUCAACGACUUUGCUAGUACUUUUUGAAACAUAAAGUUAGUUUUCAAUUAACACUUAUACUAGAGGCGGAAUUAUAAAUGCAAAAUAAUUGAUAAUACUAAUUUAUAAGUACCUAAUUAUUAGUAUCUUCAAAAAUAUAUUUAUACAAAAAUCACGAUAAUCAUGAAAAUGGGGAAAUCCUAUAUUCUCGAAUCAAUUCACAAUUUAUUUUGUAUAUUAAUUAGAUUCCGGGCUCAUCAGUACGUACUCACUGGCGACAUCGAGAAAAUGUAUCGGCAAUUCCUCGUACGACCAGAGGAUCGGAAAUAUCAAAGGAUAUUAUGGCGCAGCGCGAGUGGAGAAACAGAAACAUAUGAGCUUAACACCGUAAUACUCUUAUCAUAGAAAUAGAAGCAGUCCUCAAUUCCCGCCCGCUAACUCCUAUCUCCACCGAUCCAAAUGAUCUCCUAGCCCUCACUCCCGGACAUUUCCUCAUUGGCGAUUCAUUAAUGUGCUUACGUGAUCGAGAUUUCAGAGACAUUCCAUCGAACCGACUCUCCAAAUGGCAGCAUAUCCAACAGCUUAAACAACAUUUUUGGAACCGCUGGCAUAAGGAGUAUUUGAACGAGCUAACCAACCGCAAUAAAUGGAGCAAGGGUGGACACAGCAUCCAAAAGGGCACAAUCGUCAUCCUCAGAGAGGACAACGUUCCCUCCAUGCAUUGGCCUCUGGGCCGAGUUAUCAAGGUUCAUCCAGGCGCCGAUGGUGUCAUCCGGACAGCUACAGUUCAGACGGCAAAGAGCAUUUUGGAUCGGGGCGUCAAAAGGCUUGUCCCACUGCCAAUUCAACCCGAUCUCGAGAAACCCGAACAACUAGCCACCGAGCCGAAAUAAGAUGGGAACUUCAACCACACCUCGCUAGUUUGAUCGGUACCCUCUCAACGGGGGGAGAAUGUUACGCCAUGCGGCUUACCAUAGGUCAUAUUCUUAACUAUCGAUCGCGGCACUAUAAUGUCGCAGACGGAUCGUCGCGUCUGCCCGGCAAACAAACAUUGUAGUGGCAAGCGCAUGGUUCAUUAAGCAGGGCGACUUCCAGAAACGUCGACUCGUGGCCCGUAUUUUACCUCGCAGUAAAAGAAUGUGGCGUGAUCCGAACGUAGUGGGGGUCGCCUUCCAGAAAAAACGAAAAAAAUCGAAAGGCGUUCAGAACUUUUCGAGAAGUCGAACCGUCAACACAUGUGAAUGUACCACACCGGACAAUCAAGAAGGCAGGUGCCUUGACUACAGAAAAUGUAAACCUCUGCAAGAAAUAUGGCAGAUACAGUACCGUACAGCCACCGAUUUUUAUAGACGAUCAGUGUGCAGAUACCAGGGCAAUGUUACGAUCGUUUGCUGUCCGAACGAUCCAAACAAAGAGAAGAGAGAAAUUUUAAUAAAAACUGUGUAUAAGUAUAAGGCUUUGCGACCACCAUACUGUGGUUUUAGCAACGUCUCUCAUACCAGGGUGGUCGAUGGUAAACCAGCUGAACUUGGCGCUUGGCCAUGGAUCGCUGCAUUAGGUUUUCGUAAUCCCCGAAACCCAGACAAACCACUAUGGAAGUGCGGAGGUUCCCUGAUAUCGGCUAGGCAUGUUUUGACCGCAGCACAUUGUGCACAUAUGGAUGGGAUAGAAAACAUACACAAUCAUAAUAUUGCCAUUCUUAGAUUGGUGGAGGAGGUGCCAUUUUCGAGGUACGUAUAUCCCAUUUGUACGAAAGAGCAACUUCGUCGGCUAUAACCCCCUUGUUGCUGGAUGGGGAGCGUUAAGAUAUAGACGACCACGACCUAAUGCAUUAAUGGAAGUACAAAUGCCAGUGAUUGAGAACGCCGAAUGCAAAAUAGCUUAUUCCAAAUUUCCUAAUGCACCUGAUAUCACUGAUGGUAUAAUAUGCGCCGAACAUGCUCAGGGUGGAGAGGAUUCUUGUACGGUAAUUAAGUUACAGAGUUACUACAAACUAUACGGUAUCUGAAGACACGUCGAUUCGAAUUAACAUCAAAUCGACGUCUUAAACAUUAAAAAUAAUAGAUAAACACAAUUUAAUAGUUUUGCCCACUUCUCACACCUCGUUAUGGUAUUUAAUCUAAUUUCCUUCUAAUCUUAGUUUUGCUCAAAAUACAUAUAACAUGUACGUUAUAAAUUGGAGUAUUUCAAUACACAAAUCAAUAGAAGAUUAUUACUGUAUAUAAGUAUAAUUUCAAUGCAAUUCGAUCGAUAUAUUUCAGUAUCUUUGAUUAAAAAUUUAACGAUCCUUUCAGGCCGACCGUGGCGGGCCACUGCUGAUACAACAUGAAUUAACCUCGUAUUUAAUAGGUAUUGUGUCUUAUGCUUAUAAGUGCGGCACAGCUGGGUAUCCCAGCGUUUACACUAGGGUCACAUCGUACCUUGACUUCAUUCUCCAAGCGAUGCAAUAAUAUGAUAUUACUGUUCCAUAAAUAUCAUUGUGUAAAAAACGUAAAGUUGGAUUUUCUUAUUGUGGAGAUAAGAAACAGCUCAAAUUUACAUUGUUUUGUACGUUACAAAUUAUAGGCUUAAAAUGUACGAAAUGUAACUUUGAAACGACACUAAUUUUUUACGCACGAUAAACCUCCACGACUUAGAUUAUAGAUUCCUAUACGACUCUCAGUAAAAAUUUAUCCGCACUCCAGAUAGUUAAAACUUCUGUCGACCGUAUUGAUCCAUCUGCACUCUUCGUAUGACGUCAAUAUCUGUUCAGUGCUGCUGCGCAGGUUUCUUUGUGUUACGUCAAUUCGUUUGUGACCGUUGCGCGAGUAAUGGCGCUUUGCAAUGGUGAUUUGCAGGAAAACAGUGCAGGAUGCUGUGAUUCGUUUCUUGUGGUCGGAGGUUAUGUUUGAUGCCUAUAUUUAUCAAAGAUUUAAUGCACAUUAUGGAGAAAGUGUUUUGUCACGAAGUGUGUUUGAAUGGGCACAAAAGUUCAAAGAAGAUCGCACAAGUGUUAUGAAAAAACAGCUGGACGCCCGUCCACAUCCACGAUGACAACAUUGAACGUGCUCAUGAACUUAUGCUCUAUGGAAUAGACGAGUGACACUGGAUAAUGUGGCAAAUCAUUUGCAAAUCAGCCACGGCUCUGCUUAUGCAAUAGU
Bombus huntii is the source of this 3334-nucleotide messenger RNA. Its product is annotated as venom serine protease Bi-VSP-like. Bases 1332 to 1970 code for a protein of 212 amino acids. The transcript has 6 exons. Gene Ontology annotation, molecular function: serine-type endopeptidase activity. The record is from RefSeq and is a predicted model, not a curated record. Lineage: Eukaryota; Metazoa; Arthropoda; Insecta; Hymenoptera; Apidae. Gene Ontology annotation, biological process: proteolysis.